Messenger RNA from Paramecium tetraurelia, 1011 nucleotides. RefSeq lists its product as uncharacterized. The record is from RefSeq and is a predicted model, not a curated record. NCBI's taxonomy places the organism in Eukaryota, Ciliophora, Oligohymenophorea, Peniculida, Parameciidae. The transcript is spliced from 3 exons.
AUGAAUUAAUAUGAUCGAAUUAGACCUAUUGUAUUUUAAAAGGCUUCAGAAGUUAACUAUAUUAGAUCUAAUUCGUCGGCUGUUCGAUCAUCUCCACUCAGAUAAAAAUUGGAUCAAUCUUUCGAUUUGUAAGCAGAUUCAACCAAAAAUCAAACUAACACAACAUUGAAAGACAUCAGUAAUUAUAAAAAGCUGUAUGUGAGUGAAUCAUGUUAAAAUAACAGUAAAGAAAACCAGCUCUCUGGCAAAAAUUUCUCCUUCCGAUUGGAAGAAACCUCUUUUUUGAAAUAACGAAUUAAACAACUUGAAACUCUUAAUACAAACCACAUCUCUGAAAAUAAAAAGUUGGCCCAUGUUUUAGACUAAUAAAUACAAUAACAUUAAUAACUUUAAGAAUAAUAUUAAUAGAAAAAUUAAAUAAUAAGAAAAAUAGAAGAUGUAUAAAAAGCAAACAAAUACUAAUUAACAAGUAACACAGAGCUCAAACAACUAAAUGAACAAUUAGUUAUGUCCAAGUAGGUUAUUAGUAAUUUAGAGGAGAAAAUGCAACUUAUUCUACAGGAUAAUCAAAAAUUGAGUUAAGAAAAUGACAGAUUUCAGUUCCAGGAUCAACAGUUAAAAAUCUAAUUAGAUAAGUAUAAGAGCAGGUGCUCAAUUUUAGAGACCAAAUUGAAAUAAACACAAGAUGAAUCAUAAUGUUUAGAAUUACAGCGAAAAAUUAAAAAAUAGAAUGAAGAUAUUGAGUUAUUGUAAAGGGAGAACAAUGCUAUGAAAGAAUAAUUGAAUUAAAAUAAUAAUAUUAUUUAACUUCAAGAGAAAGACAAAUAACCAUCUCAAAAUGUAGACAAAUAUAGGGAAACGAUUUAAGAAUUAGAUUGCGAAAAUAAAUAUUUAUUAAAAGUAAUAGAGAUCGAUUAGUAGAAGAUGAAGAACCUAGAAGAGAAGCUGAAUUUAUUGACAAAGGAAAAUCAGAGAUUGACAGAUAUAGUAAAGAAUCGUCACAAAUAAUGA